AGCCAGCCAGCCAGCCAGCCAACCAGCCUGCCCGAGAACGACGAUCCAAUCGCUGCAUAACGGCACGGCACGGGCUGUCUCUCGGAUUGGGGUUCGGUCGAGCGUCCGGGGAAUCGGAACACACAACAGGACAGGCCAUGCCAAGCGGGACAACACCGUAGGCACCCUCCGACAAACCCCACAGACAUGCAUAAUGAGCCCGCCCUGCAGACUGCAAGGGAGAAAACGCUCCCGAACGGUAACGCUGGUACGACCACAGCAACAACAGCAGCAGCAACAGCAGCAGCAGCAACACCAACUACUGGAGCCGUUCACCAUCCCAACGGCAAUGGUGCCGUACCGGAACCCGCGGGAACGAGCCGCACGCCACUCCACGAAGCGGCCUCCGGUGGUGACGAGGCGAAGGUGGAAUCCCUGUUGGCUUCCGGGGCCGAUCGGAAUGCGAAAGAAUCGGUGCACGGAAACACCCCCCUGCACGAAGCAGCCUGGAAGGGGUACAGCCGGUGCGUGAAGCUCCUCUGUGCCCUCCCGAAACCGGCGAAAGGAGCGUCAGGUGCGCCCGCGGGGAGUAAAGGCCUUUCGUUCGACAUACUAAAGGAUGCCGGUUCCAAAAUCAAGCACGCUUUGCACGACACGAAAGGGGCGCUGCAUAGUGCACUGCUCGGGACGCGCAAUUACGGUGGCUUCUCGGCCCUUCACCUCGCUGCCCAGAAUGGUCACAAUCAGAGCUGCCGGGAGAUACUGCUCGCCGGUGGUGAUCCCGAUGUUCAGAACAAUUACGGUGAUACGCCUCUGCAUACCGCGUGCCGGUACGGGCAUGCCGGUGCCAUCCGGAUACUGCUGUCGGCGAAGUGUGAUUACGAACGGAUCAACCUGAACGGUGAUACGGCGCUGCAUAUCGCGUGCGCCAUGGGACGCCGGAAGUUGACGCGCAUUCUGCUCGAAUCGGGGUGCCGGCAGGACACGAAGAAUGCUCAGGACGAAACGGCACGCGAUAUCGCGCUGCGGAAGAAUCUGGUCGAAAUCAUUAACAUCCUCAACACACCGAUCGAACUGUCACCGCGGAGAUCACGGGAAAGGUCGAGUAGCAGCUCACACCAGCAGAACGCGACGUCGCGCAGUAAACCACCGCCGGACACUACCGAUGGGAAGGGAGGCGCUCCCCGUGGCCAUCGAUCGCGCAGCAAAGAGGAUCCUUCGGCAGCGGCUGCGUCCGGUGGCCGGAAAUCGGGACGACGCAGCAACUCAAACGAUGAGCGCCGGCCCCCGGGUGCUCCAAACGAAACGGCGACACCGACUGGCGCUAAUGGGGAGGUGGCCGAUCCGAAGCACUGGUCCCCGUACGGUUGUCACUACUUUCCCGAUCCGCGCAACUUCCCCUCGCCCAAGCUGGAGACGCUACCGAAGGAACCGCUCGGUAACGGGGAGCAGUACUUUCUCGAUCUGGCCGGCAACAUCCGGAAGGGACCGGUCGGUGUCGGGAACACCUGCUACUGUGCCCCGUUCUUUAAGCAUCUCGAGGCGCGCAUGAACCAAAACCGGCGCAGCAUCCGCAAGUACGUGCACCGGGCGACGGAGAAGCUGGACAGCCGGAUGACGGCCCUGGCCAUGAGGACCGAUGAUCAGAUCGAAGAGCUCACCAAAUCGAUGAUCGCUAACCGGGUACAGUGUGAGAACAAGCGGUUACACCUGGAGCAAUGGUUGAAGCGUGGCAUCGCGGAACGAUCCACGACGACAUCGGGUACCGGUGGUACCGGUGGUCACCUGCAGCCACCACCACCACCCUCAGCCCUUACACCACCGCACAACAGCAAAACCAAAAAGGACGAAGCAAACACCAACACGCUAACGCGAUGCCGCAGUCUCGAGCUGCUCGAUGAUCACGAUCGUGCCACGAUCCUGAUCGAUGGUGGGUUGGCGGCAGAUCCAUCGCAUAAGCUCACCUCUACGCCGGCGAAUCAUCAUCUGCAGCAGCAGCAGCAGCAGCAGCAACUGCACCACCAGCAUCAUCAUCUGUUUUCGCGUAGCAUCGACUUUCUCGAUGCGACCACGAUCGGUGACUCACCGGAUCGGCAUCGCUUCCAACGGGCACACGGUGGCCUCGAGCUGGAUAGCCACGCACUGCGGAGUAUGCUACACUAUUCGGCCGGCAGCGGUGGCCAUCAGUCGGAUGCGUUCGAAAGUUCCAACAACUCCAACAUGAAGAACCAUUCGGAAUCGGCACCGGAAACGCCACCGCUACCGGAUGCACUGCUGGCCCAUCAUCAUCAUCAGCACCAGCACCAGCAACGACACCAGCGUGCCCGUUCGUCGUCGGUCUCGGGCCGGGAGAGCUACUCGUACUCGUCGGACAAGGAUAACGAUCGUGAGAAGCAGCAGCAGCAGCACCAGCACGUGCAUACCAGCAAUGGGCUGACGCAUAAGCAGCGAUCAUCGGCCAACACGACACCGACAACCUCAUCCGGUGGUGGUGGUGGUGGUGGUCCCCAAGGUGCCCUCAAGAGUGAGAAGGCCAAGGUAACCGAACGGCUCGAGGAGCUGCUGAGCAAAACGAAGAAAAUCCUCGAACUGGAAAAGCUGACCAAAGGUGAUCGAAUCGGGCCGGCUCACGGCACGGGAUCACUGAUCGCGGCGACGGCCCCAUCGAGUGGCCCUGGGCUUCUCUCCGACAACCGGUACAUUCUGGCGCUGGAUAAACUGCGCGAUAUACACCAUCAUCAUCAGUACGAUCCAGCAAUCGGUACCGUAACCGGAUCGGGGGGACGCGCAGGGGGUGGCCGAUCCGGACGCUUGGGCCUUCCGUCGGUGUCGUCGGCAUCACCGGGCAGUACCGGACUCGGCUAUGAUAUCGCGCAGGAGAUGGAGAAGAUCACAAAGUCACUGUUACCGGCAGUUGCCACCGGCACGACGGUGACGACGACGUCGUCGACCGCCCCGGUAUCACCGGAGAUCGCCAAAGAUAUCACCACACGCAAGGAGCGCCCGCUGAGCGUUUACACCUCGUACCGAACGAGCCGGACAACGACGACGACGGCUGACUCCGGAUCGCCUCUCUCGACCAUGUCCCCAAGUUCCUCGCUGCUCGGUGGUCAGCAGCAGCAGCCGGCGAUCGAUGAAGCACACCAGCACAUUGCGACAACGAACUUUAUGCUCGAUCCGGUCCGGGCGGAUGAUGAAUCCGAACAGGAGCAAGCGAUGGGCAGUAGUGGUGGUGGUGGUGGCGGUGUCGUGGUUAAUGGAUUCUACUCCAACAGCUGCUUCGAUGAGACGUUACCGAGCUCAUCGAACACGACCAUCAAAUCGGCUCCUCGAGGACGAUCUGGUUACCGGGAGCAGGGACAGGAACAGGAAGAUAGCGAGAGUGAACCGGCCGAUGAGGACAGAUCGGACGAGGAUGAGGAUGACGACGACGGUGAUGAUGAUGAUAAUGAGGAGGAGGAGGAAGAAGACCAAGGGGAAACGGUGGCCACGGGAAAGGACACAGAGGGAAGCGAUUCCGACGAUCCGGGCGAUUUGUCGGCGAUGGCGAACCUGGCGGAACUGAAGGAGCUAAAGAGCCGCAUCCUAAACGGGACCAACUGGCGUAGUCAGGUGUUGCAGAAGAGUGUCCAGGAGUUGCUGGCAGGUGGUGCGCGGGAAGAGGACACGGAUGGUGGUGGUCCUCCUGCCGGCGAAGAAGAAGAAGAAGAAGACGAUCCGGCAGCCGAGACGAACCGUGUGCGGUACAUCAUCUCGAAGCUACAGCAAAGCUGUUCGAUGACCGGUGACCAGAGCGUACGGUCAGUGACGACUGCCGUGCACACGCAGCACCAUGGACCACCGUUGGCCCAGUGUGAGGACUUCUCCGAUAGCAGCGAGGAAGACGAGGAAGAGGACGAACAUGACGACGAGUGCGUCGAUGGUCCGCUGCCAAUGAAGCAACAUGCGAUCUCCGGUGCACCGCAGCCUUCUCCGAUGCCCGGGAAGGUAGAGAUCGAGAUCGGUACGGCCAAGAGUUUAAUCCAGAUGUACGAACAAUCGAACGGGUCCGUCAAGGGACCGACGAUCGGCGCCAAUCAUUAUCCCGUUCCCCAAGGGAAUGUUGUCCCGAAGGAUGCGUACUUUCAUGAUCUCCCUCGGAAGCCGGUCCCUUAUCCGAUGCAGCCACAGGAAGUUACGUCGAUAAUGGUCGGUGAGCAGAUGAAUGGUGCACCUCCGAUGCUGGCUUCGCGCAGUCGCAAUCCGUUGCCAUCGUAUCUGCUGCAGGAAGGGGAACUGUUCCAGCAGCAGCAGCAGCAGCAGCAGCAGCAACAGCAAGAGCAUCAUCAUCAUGGGUUGCUGAAUGGUGGUGGUCCUCGGACGCAGCAUCAUCAUCCUCCUGCUCCUCAUCCUCAUCCACAUCAGCAUCAGCAGCUGGUGCAGGGAAGCCAAGGACAGCCACCGUACCAUCACCACCAAAGCCGACCCCUACCGAUGAUGAGGACGCAGCUAGAUGACGUGGUAGAUGGUCACUCGACGGGGUUACAGCUGCAGGAGCGGCUCCUGUCGACGCGUAAAUACAUCAAUCCCGUCACACUGUCCUCGCUGUCCAGCACUGGCACUCCUUCGCCAGAAUUCCCGCUCUACCAUCAGCAACAACAGCAGCAACAGCAACAGGCACAACCACAGCAACUCGCCACCGUUGGUACGGCCAGCAGUAACCACGUGAUCGGUGGUCACUCGCACGCCAUGAUGACAAUGAUGGCGGCCGCCGCAGCGGCUGCAGCUUCCGCUGGUCGCAAAUCGGCCGACAAUCUGUCGAACGAUGAUUCGGGAUACGUAAGCGGAAAGGUGAGCGAGAUCCACAUCCCGAGCGGUGGAGCUAGCCCUCUGCUUUCACUGCCAACACCCGCCAUCGGGAAUAACGUGAUGAUUAUUCCGCCGCCUGCUGUACCCUCUUCCUCUUCGCCGAGACACUUUGCUAGUAGUAGCAGCGGCAGUAACUAUGGCGCCGGAGGCCAUCAUCACCACCAUCAUCAGCAGCAGCUAGUGCCAGGGAGUAACGGCGGUGCGCCCCUAAUGCAUCAUCGUAAUGGUGGUAGCGUGGUAACAUCGAUCGUACCGCCACCGGUCGGUCUCGGUGGUAUUGCGCCGAUGACGUCAGCCGCAGCACAUGCAGCGGUAGAGCAGAAGCAGCAAUCGCUUUACAAGCUUGGUGCCUCGAGUUUGGUUUAGGGCCGGGAAGAAGGCCCCGUGGAUGUACCGUGUGUAAUAGUGUACAGAGAUGGUAGACCUGUUUUUGUUAGUAUUUUUAGUGUAACAGACGGCCGAGACGCUAUCGCAUUGAAGAAGUACGAAUUAGAGGUAUUUAGUAGUUAAACCGGAACGUUUAAAUUAUUCUUGUUUUAAUGUAAAACCACGGAAGCCAGAAAACGAUAGGAUCGCCACAGUCGCUGUACAGUAAGUUUUACGAACGGCAUCCCUUCAUUCGAAUUUGUAUAUAAGGAAACAUUACAGCAAUAAAGUUUUUUAUCUAAAAAAUGAAGAUGAAAUGCAAAAUGGGUUC
Anopheles darlingi is the source of this 5524-nucleotide messenger RNA. RefSeq lists its product as uncharacterized. Bases 187 to 5193 code for a protein of 1668 amino acids. NCBI's taxonomy places the organism in Eukaryota, Metazoa, Arthropoda, Insecta, Diptera, Culicidae. The transcript is spliced from 7 exons. Gene Ontology annotation, molecular function: protein binding. The record is from RefSeq and is a predicted model, not a curated record.